Osmia bicornis bicornis is the source of this 2019-nucleotide messenger RNA. Its product is annotated as alkylated DNA repair protein alkB homolog 8. The record is from RefSeq and is a predicted model, not a curated record. Gene Ontology annotation, molecular function: S-adenosylmethionine-dependent methyltransferase activity; nucleic acid binding. The transcript is spliced from 7 exons. The coding region runs from base 255 to 2003 and encodes 582 amino acids. Lineage: Eukaryota; Metazoa; Arthropoda; Insecta; Hymenoptera; Megachilidae.
AUGGGUGAUUUAAUUUUACAAUUAAAUUAUAAUUAAAGUUUUAAUUUAUAAAUCAAUUGUAAAAUAUAAAAACAAACAUUCUUACCUCUUAACAUCGCUUAAUGACAUAUAGUAUGUACAUGUAAUCGAACCCAAUGCAAAGUACCAAUACUAUUUUCUUAUGAUUAUAAAUAAAUAAAUGGAAGCCUACUGUGUUCAAUGCUGUAUUUAUAUAUUUAUAAUAAAUAAGUGUAAUUUAAUAUUUAUUAAAAAUAAUGGUAUUGGAAGAAAAAAUGAGUAAAAAGAGUCAUCGUAAACAAAAAAGGGCUCAUUACAGACUUCUUAGAGACAUGAAUAUUAAUUGUUGUGAUAAUCCUACAAAGUACAUAAUGAUUUGCAAUGCUGGUUUAGUAACUGGGCUUCAGAGAGAAAUGUUACAACAUAUUAUAGAUCCAUUGAUUAACAAAUAUGAUUUAGUAAUGCCUUUAAACAAAUCAUAUUGUUUUAUAAAAUUGUAUUCAAUAGAAGAUGCUGCUUGUUUAUAUAACAAAAUUCAUGGUCUAAUAAAGAUUAAGGGGCAGAAUACACCAUUGUAUGCAGCAUUUACAGAAGCAGUUCCUGAGUUAGAUUGUGAAGAUUGGUCUAAUGACUUUCCACCUGGACUUAAAUUAAUAGAAAAUAUUAUAACUGAAGAAGAAGAAAAAAUGUUAAUUAAUUCAAUUAGUUGGAGCAAUGAAGAAUCAUGUGACCUAAAACAUAGGAAAGUCAAACACUUUGGAUAUGAAUUUCAGUAUGGUUCAAACAAAGUAGAUCUUGAUAAACCUAUUACUCCUAUUCCUGAAGAUUAUAAAUUUUUAAAUGUGCUAUUUGAAAAAUAUCACAAUGUACCAUAUGAAUAUGAUCAGCUAACAAUUAAUCACUAUUUACCUGGUCAAGGUAUACCCCCACAUAUUGACACGCAUAGUGUCUUUGAGGACAGUAUACUUUCAUUAUCAUUAGGUUCUGCAUGUAUUAUGGAUUUUAAACGAGAAUAUAUAAAAGCGGCUAUUCUUCUACCUCCUCGUUCAUUGUUAAUUAUGUCCGGAGAUGCUCGAUAUGCAUGGUCACAUGGAAUUUAUCCUAGACAUAAUGAUAUGGUGAAAACUCCAACUGGAGUUACAACGCAACCACGAGGAAUAAGAAUAUCGUUUACAUUUCGAAAAGUACGUAGCGGUAAUUGCUUAUGCAAUUUUCCAAAAUACUGUGAUACCAAACAGGAUGGCACCACCACUAUCAUAGAUAAUAAAGCUGCUACAGGAUUAGAAAAUUUAUAUGUACACGAAGUUUAUGACCAAAUCUCAAAUCAUUUUGAUCAAACAAGACAUAAACAAUGGCCUAAUGUAUCAAAAUUUCUUCAAAGCUUAAAUAUGGGUGAUAUCUUAUUAGAUGUUGGUUGUGGAAAUGGUAAAUAUCUGUAUGAAGAAGAACAUAUAUUCAAGAUUGGAUGCGAUAGAAGUCAAAAUUUAAUGAAAAUAUGUUAUGAUAAAGGUUUUGAAGUAUUUCUAUCUGAUUGUUUAUACUUGCCAUACAGAGAUGAUAGUAUAGAUGCAAUAAUAAGCAUAGCUGUAAUUCAUCAUCUUUCAACUAGUGAAAGAAGAAAACAAGCUAUUUCCGAAUUAGGACGUGUUCUUAGGCCAAAUGGAAAGUGUUUAAUUUAUGUAUGGGCAAAAGAACAAGAAAAAGAUUCCGUUCAAACAGCUUAUUUAAAAUAUGGCUCAAGUGUAAAGGAAAAUGUUGUAUGUACUCAAAAAAUAACAGAAUGCGGUGUAUCGUUACCGAUACAUGAAAAUCGUACAAACUUUACGUCCACUGAUAUGCUUGUUCCAUGGAAAAGAAAAGGAGGAGGAAAUUUUCUUAGAUAUUAUCAUGUGUUUGAAGAGGGUGAACUUCCAAAAUUAUGUUCCGAAGUGUCUAGUUUUAUAAUAGAAAAUAUAUAUUAUGAUCAAGGUAAUUGGUGUGUAAUAUUACAAAAGAAAGAUAAAUAAAUUAGGUGAAACAAUA